GUUCAGUGAAUAAGAUCGUGUAAAUUUAUCUUUAGUAUUAUUUUUGUAUUUUCUGUUGUGAUAUUUGAAAUUAAUCAUGCCUCGAAGACCAAGGAAAACCCGAAAUAUUGCUAUAAAUUUCAGUGAAUAUAAAUAUCUUCCAACUACUUAUAUUUCGACACGAGACAUCAACAACAAUGCAAAAACAGGAAAUGUGAUGAAAGCUGAAUGCGAGUUUGACUAUCCAGCAGAGAAAAUUACGAUGACCUACUAUUCUGGCCAUCUUAUUUUUCAACCGAAGAAAAUCAGCGUUUACUUCAAAAAGAAAUUGUUUUGGAACGAAAAGAUUUUAUUCAACACAAAUGUUAAAGCUAACGAAGACUUUCGCAUCACAAUAUUCUUUAGAAAAAUUCCAAUUGAUUUCUUUGACUUCUCUGAUGAUCGAAUAUUUACUUUCCUCUUCGAAUUUAACGCUUUGAAUGAAUCAUUAUUCACAACAAUCUACGAAGUUAAGUUACCAGUUUUAAAACUAAAUGAACUGCGUUAUAAGGCACCGGGUGUGACAUUUCCUAAUCCUACCGUUAGAGCAAUGUGCAGGCAACAAUUCAAAAUGAACGAGGAUAACUCAGAAGAGGAAAUUCAAAAAGUCAUAAUUCUUGAAGAAUUUCGUAUCCUCCCACUUGUUGAACGAUAUAAAGCUUUUGGAUAUGUUGAGAUGACGAAUUUAUUCCUCGAUAUUGAAAACUCUUUUGAAUUGGAUUUGCUGGGAAAGCUCACGAUAAAUAAUUCAUCGGUUUAUCAGAUUAGUGUUAUCUUUUAUAAGAUUGACACUCCUGGUCAGAUCCCUCGUGCUGCUAGCUCAGUUUGUUUGACACCAAUGGAAGCGUUAUCGUCAGGCCUUGACUCAACAGAAAUAAAGAAAUUACAAAUUUCCUGUCCAAUCGUUGGAUAUCAUCCAAAAUAUGUUUUGGUUGAAAUAAAACGAAAAGCUAAAAUGAUUGAAUCAAGAAUCAAAGCAAAGGAAAGAUUUCGUGUUGAAUUUUGCCCAAACUUUGCAUCUAGUGCAGCAGCACAAAGAUCUUUAAGAUCCAUAGAAAGUAACAAGUUUAAACAUUUUUUUUUGGAUUUUAAAAGAAUUUCUCUACCUAUGAAAGCGAAGAAUUCAAAAAACUGUGAUGAAAAGUUUAAAAUCGUCCAAUGGAUGAAUGAAAAAGUUAAAUCAAGUCAUUCACAAAUGCAGGCUGUGAUAAAUAUAGUCAACCGAUCAAGUUUCCCGUCUCCUUAUAUCGUUUUUGGCCCACCAGGAACUGGCAAGACGAGUACGCUUGUUGAAGCUGUAGCUCAAAUAGUUAAACUUCAACCAUCAGCGAAAAUUCUCAUCACUGUCAACUCAAAUUCUGCGUGUGAUGAAGUCGGUCAACGUUUAUUGGCAUUUAUGGGAAUCAACAAAUUAUUUCGCUUUUAUUCGCCUUAUUUCUCAACGAAAAUGAAUCGCGUUCAUCCCAAACUCAAAUGCUGUUCGAAUCUUAAGCGCAGUUAUCACAUUGCACCAUCGAAACAGGAAUUUGAAAGUUAUAAUGUCAUCAUUUGUACAUUGGUCACUUCAGCAAGACUUCGACACAUGAAUUCAUCUCACUUUGAUUACAUUUUUGUUGAUGAAUGUGCAAGUUCAGCUGAAGCUUUCGUGACAAUUCCAAUAAGUAAUUCAAUCAGCAACAUUGCAUAUUUUAAAGCUUUAAUUGUUCUUCUUGGUGAUCCAAAACAACUCGGACAAAUUCUUAGAACUUUUCAUUCGGAACGUUACGGAUUCAAUUUAAGUAUGAUGGAACGUGUGAUGAAGAUGAAAGCUUACGAGUUUGGCGACAAUGGUUACGAUUCAAACUUCAUCGUUCAAUUGACUGACAAUUUUCGUUCUCAUGUUUCAAUUCUUGAUUAUUCAAACAAACAAUUUUACAACUCAAUCUUGAAAGCGAAACAAGCAGACAACAUUGCCAACUUUGCAAUUGGCUGGCGAAUGUUGCCGAAUCCUAAAGUUCCAGUUAUAUUCCAUGCAAGUUGGACGCCAAGUUCCGAUGAAAAUACGAGUAAAUUCAAUACCGGUGACAUUUCUAUUGUUAUUAAUUAUGUCAGAAAUUUAUUAAAACAUGGAAUAAAUGGUAAGAAAGUUUCUAUGGGCGACAUUGGAAUUAUCAGUCCUUAUGCUGCUCAAAGGGAACGUCUGCAAGAAAUUUUUCCAAGUGGACUUGAGAUUGGAACUGUUGAAUAUUUCCAAGGUCGAGAGAAGUUAAUUAUAAUACUUUCAUGUGUCAGAUCAAAAACUCCAACUGUUGGAUUUCUCAAGAACGAAAAGCGAUUGAAUGUCGCAUUGACACGAGCUAAAGCGUUAUUGAUCGUUGUUGGAAAUCCUGAGACACUCGGAAAAAAUGAGUUUUGGCGGAAAUUUAUUAAAUUAUGCCGUGAUCAGAAAGCAACUGUUGGAAAAAUUCCUAAUUGGCUGUGGAGUAAAGACAAAAGUCCGACAGAUACAGAAGAGGACAAAGAUGAGAUCAUUCGACUUGAAGAAAUGAUGAAUGAUUUGGGAAUGGAAGAUUAAAACAGCAACAAACAUUGAAAGAUUUUAAGUCAUAUUUCAGUUAUUGUUGUGUCUUAAAAUGUGCCUUAUAAGAUUUGUAAUUUGAUUCAUAAAAUGCAAAAAGAUUUCUUAUCGAACAAAAUAAAAUAAUUUUUAUAAAUAUAUCGAAAAUCUUCUUUUUACA
Clunio marinus is the source of this 2735-nucleotide messenger RNA. The record is from the annotation of a GenBank genome assembly. NCBI's taxonomy places the organism in Eukaryota, Metazoa, Arthropoda, Insecta, Diptera, Chironomidae.